AUGCCCAGCUCGGCAAUACUAGUACCGCUAUACAUUUACCCCCUCCUCGGCGCCUGGAACCCACUCUACGAAGUCAUCGAAGCAAAUCCUACAACACAAUUUCAAGUGGUCAUCAAUCCACACAACGGCCCAGGCGCAACACCACUUCCGGACAGCAACUAUUGUCGUGAGAUUCCGAAAUUACGGUCUCACCCAAAUGUCGUCGUCUACGGCUACGUGAACGUGGUUUGGGCGACUCGCGAUCUUGACGAGGUCUGCAAGGAUGUGGAGAUCUAUGCCGCCUGGCCGCAACAUUGGCAUCAUCAUCAUCAUGAUCAGAUGAAUCUCCAGACUCAGCAUGACACGAAGCAGGCGCCACAGCACCAGGAUCAAAAUGUCUCAGUGCCAAUUGGUAUUGAUGGAGUGUUUGUGGACGAAACGCCUAUUGAUGCGGGAGACCACGAAAAGAAGUUCCUUGGCACGCUCAAGACCCUGGUCGAGAGCCAUUUUGGCGCCAAGAAGAAGGCGGCUGCCCCUGGUCAAAAAUACCCGUUGAUCAUACACAAUCCAGGAUGCAUGCCUCCGCCGGCAAUACGAGAGCUGGCAGACCUGACUGUGGUCUUUGAGGACACCUAUGCAGUGUUCUUGCAGCGCUUGGCUCAGGGGGUCCUGGCGCUGCCGAAUGGGACUGUUGCCUCAGCAGGUAACGACGAGGCUGAAGAUGAAUGCAAUGACACAGACACAGAUGCAGCAAAACAAGAACGCCUCCGCCGCGCAGUGGUCAUUCACUCCGUGCCCCUACCUGACAUCGACGCCGCCACAAACCUCACAGCAGCACAACAUCCACUAGUGCCUGGGAGCAAUGCCACAAUUGCUAGCCAAGAAGUCCGAGCAGAGCUGGUACGAGAUCUCGUUCGCAACGCGACCGAGGUAGCUGGGACAGUCUUCAUCACCGAGCUGUCGAGCGGCUUCUAUGAGACGUUCUCAAGAGGUUGGAGGGAAUGGGCUGGCGUUAUUGGGAGUGGCACUGUGGCAGAUGAUGAUGCAGAUGAGUAA
Messenger RNA from Cyphellophora attinorum, 1035 nucleotides. RefSeq lists its product as uncharacterized. The transcript has 3 exons. The coding region runs from base 1 to 1035 and encodes 344 amino acids. NCBI's taxonomy places the organism in Eukaryota, Fungi, Ascomycota, Eurotiomycetes, Chaetothyriales, Cyphellophoraceae. The record is from RefSeq and is a predicted model, not a curated record.